ACAAAAAAUGCGGCGGAGCUUUGCGCUCUCCUAGUCAGUGAUCUCUACGGCGAGCUUCCUUCGCGAAUCCUCGCCGCGCUCUUUACCAAGGGCCGAUCCACCAUCGCGCAGCUCGGGCUCUACACGCAGCUCGGCCCUCGCCAGAUUCGCAAUGGCUUGGGCGUCCUCAUCCAGCAGAAUCUUCUAUACCACCACACAAACCCCGAUACCAAGCGCACCACGUACGAUGCCAAUCCCGACGCGUGCUACAAUCUCGUCCGAUUUGGCAAGAUUUUGGAGAUGAUCGAGAGCCAAUAUGGGACGGCGGAGCGCGAUCUCGUUCAGACACUGCUGCUUCUUGGAUAUGCGCGAAUCGCCGAGCUGACUCACGCCUACGUGUCCCGCGCCCCGACGUCCAACGGGCACGCCAACGGCAAUGGGGUGAACGGGGCCGGCUCUGGCCUGAUUCAAUCCGAAUCCGAACUGCACAGCGUGCUGAGCCAUCUGAUCCGAUGCGACAUCAUCGAGACUGUUCGGCCGCAGUCAUUCCGCGACCCUAACGACGUUUACCGCGAGAUCGAAGCCGAGGUCACCAAGACGGCGCCCGGCGAGAAGGCAUCCAAGACGAAGAUAGAUCAGCAACGACAGAUUAUGGAGCAGUAUCGAUCGUUUAUAGAGCAGCCCAAGGCAUUGAAGAGGCAGCUUGACCAGUUUGGGGGACCAGUAACGAAGCGACGGAAGCUCGGGAAUGGAUUCGGCGAAGAGGAUAGAGCGAUGGAUGACGAUUUGCCGCCUCUUAAUCCCAACGUGGUCGUCAGGGUCAACUACGAGAAAUGCCUGGUGGAGCUGCGCAGCCACCGUCUGGCCGCCUUCGCCAAGGACACUCUGGGCGAAGUUACCGGCGAAGUGUAUCGCACGCUGUUGGGCCUCCUGACUUCAGAAGUGUCGAGGUGCCGGCCCGAUCCUUUCCUGGGCGAGGAUUCGAUUCAGCAACAAGCUGCGGCCACGACGAUGGACGUCUACGAGCAUCUCGACGAGAGUAUCAAUGUCGCGGCAGGGAUAGGCAAGGCGCCAAAGGACAAGAUCGAUUAUCAAAGCGCAGAGAAGAUUAGGACGGCGCCCGCCGGAAACGACAUGAUCACCGAGGACUCGGAUGAGGAGCCAUCGGGACCAUUCGACAGCGAUGACGAUUCGGACGAAGGGGGUAAGGUCGGGAGCUUCUCGCGAAGAUCUCGGUCUGUUUCCAAGCCCAAUGGAGGCCGACCGAUGAAGGUGACAUUUGAAGACACAGCGACAUCGUCCGAUAAUCGCCUGGAUCAGAUGCGCCAGCAUCUCUUGCUGUUAGCAGAGAGUAAGCAUCGCUUCGUUCGCCACUGCGGUACGCAGGGCCGCGGGCAGUGGACGGUGGAUUUCGACCAGGUGAUGGAGCGUCUUCGUGAGUUAGAGCUGGAUGGUUUCAUUGAACAGUCGUUUGGAAGGCACGGGCUUCGCCUCACUCGCAUACUGCGCGAGAAGGGCAAGCUGGACGAGAAGAUGCUGCCCUCUGCGGCGCUGAUGAAGAAGACGGACGUGCAGGCCAAGAUGCUUGCGAUGCAGAUGGCCGGGUUGGUGGACAUUCAGGAGGUUCCCAAGGACAACACCAGACUGGCCAACCGGACGCUCUUCUUCUGGUUCUUUGACCGGGAACGAUACCAGGCGCACAUCCUGGACGACCUGUACAAGGCCAUGGUGCGCGCCUUGCAGGUGCUGCAGGUGGAGAGACAUCGAGAACGCAACAUUCUGUCGUUUGUGGAGAGAAAGGACGUCAUGGGAAAGGAGGAAGAAGUGAUGACGGCGGAGCAUUACAACAAGUACAACCGGCACCUGGAGGAGCAGAAUAAGCUCAUUGGACAGGUGAUGAGACUGGACGAGAUGGUGUCUAUAUUCCGGGACUACUAG
Trichoderma reesei QM6a is the source of this 1917-nucleotide messenger RNA. Its product is annotated as RNA polymerase III subunit. Gene Ontology annotation, biological process: DNA-templated transcription. Gene Ontology annotation, cellular component: RNA polymerase III complex. The transcript has 3 exons. Lineage: Eukaryota; Fungi; Ascomycota; Sordariomycetes; Hypocreales; Hypocreaceae. The record is from RefSeq and is a predicted model, not a curated record. Gene Ontology annotation, molecular function: single-stranded DNA binding. The annotation marks the transcript as partial.